AUGAGGGAUGAGAAGCGGGCGGAAGAGCAUCUUAAACGCAAAGGCAUGUAUGAUACAAACUAUGCCCUGCUGUGUCAGCUGAAGGACCUAAUGGGACACAUGCCAUUAGGGCUGAGAGCACCAGGUCUCAGCUCUAACGCCAUUUUCCCAUCAAGGCACUAUGGCUCCUCGGAGCAACGGAACCUGGACGAUCAUUAUGGUGCCACAGAGGAAGAGGAGGAGGAGGAACAAAACAUUUUGGACCUGUCUAAGUACAAUGACAAGUCCAUCGGAGUAGAGUCCCAGGUUACCUGGGAAGCCAACAGCAUCCUGAAAAAGUUUCACCCACUGCUCAACCUGGUGCUGGAUGGAACCACUGAGUCCAUGGGAGAUCCCAAUGACCAAUACAAGCUGACAGAGAACAUGGGACAGCUGGGGCUUGUGCUGUGUCACGUCACCUCAGUGAUGCUCAUCCGCCUGCAGGAUGCUAUGGACGCCAUCCCUAACCCCUUUGUGCAUCAGCAAGAUGCUUAG
Mastomys coucha (southern multimammate mouse) is the source of this 513-nucleotide messenger RNA. Its product is annotated as U6 snRNA-associated Sm-like protein LSm7. The transcript is spliced from 3 exons. Lineage: Eukaryota; Metazoa; Chordata; Mammalia; Rodentia; Muridae. Gene Ontology annotation, cellular component: U2-type prespliceosome; Lsm1-7-Pat1 complex; spliceosomal tri-snRNP complex. Bases 1 to 513 code for a protein of 170 amino acids. Gene Ontology annotation, molecular function: RNA binding. The record is from RefSeq and is a predicted model, not a curated record.